AUGUCAUCAACAUCAUCAUCACAAAUAAGCACAUUCACGCCUGCGGUACUAACUUCAUAUAGAAACUACAACAUCAAAACAUCCGAACUGCCUACUGGAAUGCUUUUCAUUGCCUUCGGAUGUGGAUUGGCUGUCGUAAUAGUUGCAUUUUUCGCUAAUUGGUUUAUUAGUAUUAUAAUAUCAUGGUAUCACGCACGACAAGAAACCUACUACCUAGAAUCAGCAAAAUAUCGAAAAGCUAUAGGUCUGGACUUGAAUAAUGAAACUGCAUUCGACCGUACAGUAAGAGACAUUUCGGAGAAAGUAAUACGAGCAAAGCGAAAAUGCGAAAGGGCAACAGUUAAACCUGUGCGAAGGUUGCUUUCAAUUGCAGUACCGGGAAGAGGAAUCGAGGAACCAGAAGAAGACUCAUCUAUGUACGUUUCACCAACAAAUCUUCUUCAAAAAAUAUACGACCAGCAGCCGCCUCCCAGGUCACGGUCCAAAAGAAUUGUAAGGUCGUUAUCACGGCGGAUAUCACGUGGAGUAGGAUUUAAAGAACGUCGCAACAACGUAACCACUUUAGCUCCGCCGAGAGUAACAAGGAAUAGUUUUUACUCCUCAAGGAAUAAGAUUAAUACAGCAAGGAUAAACAACUACCAGUUUCCGACCCGACCACGCCAAGCUCCAACCUUAUUCUUGGACUCACUGCUGAGCAAAGAUGCAACCCACGCAUGA
Molecule: messenger RNA, 717 nt
Organism: Eremothecium sinecaudum
Lineage: Eukaryota; Fungi; Ascomycota; Saccharomycetes; Saccharomycetales; Saccharomycetaceae
Product: HCL008Cp
Exons: 1
Coding region: 1-717 (238 amino acids)
Cellular component (GO): fungal-type vacuole; cellular bud neck
Source: RefSeq, a predicted model, not a curated record